AUGUUUAUGUACAGAAUUGAGCUAUUUAUAAAAGUUACUAAAGUUACUAAACAUGAAUACGGACACUGAAAAGAUAACAUUUCGUUCAAUUAAACAACAAAACUUAAGGAAAAGACGGAAAUCUAUAAGUGAAGUUGAACAGGACAAUGAAAUUGUUGAAGGAGAUAGCAUUAAUCACGAUUUGAUCAAUGAAACCAAAGCAAAACAAAAACUUCGAACACGUCAAAAUGGCGUGAAUUUUGUGACUUUGGCACUUGGAAAAAAAAUAUCACUCGAAGAAGAAGUCUCGGUCAAAGAUCCGUUUAAUAUUCAAAUAGGAGGAAUGGUCAAUAUGCAAGCUCUCAAAGCAGGAAAAAUUAAAACUAAUUAUGACGAUGCUUAUGAUACUGGCAUUGGCACACAAUUUUCGGCAGAAACCAAUAUAGGCGACACAGAUGAAGAAAUGAUGAAAUACAUAGAUGAGCAAAUGAAAAAACGAAAUGGGAUUACAAUUGAUAAAGACGGCGAGACGAUAAGUAAAUACCUGACACCUGAAGAAGCUGCUCUCUUGGCUCUUCCAGCACACUUAAGAGAAUGUUCCACAAAAAAAUCUGAAGAGAUGCUGUCAAAUCAAAUGCUUAAUGGAAUACCUGAAGUGGAUCUUGGAAUUGAAACUAAGAUAAAAAAUAUCGAAGCCACAGAAGAGGAAAAACAAAAGCUAAUAUCAGAUCAAAGGAGAAAUUUGAAAGAUUUGCCAUCUCAAUUUGUACCUAAGAAUUAUGCUGUAAAUUUCGUUCAACAUAAUCGAUUUAAAUUAGAACAAACCGAUCAUCCACAAAAGAAACAUCAUGAAAAUGGAGAUUCUUCUCAAAAUGUGACUUUGGCACUUGGAAAAAAAAUAUCACUCGAAGAAGAAGUCUCGGUCAAAGAUCCGUUUAAUAUUCAAAUAGGAGGAAUGGUCAAUAUGCAAGCUCUCAAAGCAGGAAAAAUUAAAACUAAUUAUGACGAUGCUUAUGAUACUGGCAUUGGCACACAAUUUUCGGCAGAAACCAAUAUAGGCGACACAGAUGAAGAAAUGAUGAAAUACAUAGAUGAGCAAAUGAAAAAACGAAAUGGGAUUACAAUUGAUAAAGACGGCGAGACGAUAAGUAAAUACCUGACACCUGAAGAAGCUGCUCUCUUGGCUCUUCCAGCACACUUAAGAGAAUGUUCCACAAAAAAAUCUGAAGAGAUGCUGUCAAAUCAAAUGCUUAAUGGAAUACCUGAAGUGGAUCUUGGAAUUGAAACUAAGAUAAAAAAUAUCGAAGCCACAGAAGAGGAAAAACAAAAGCUAAUAUCAGAUCAAAGGAGAAAUUUGAAAGAUUUGCCAUCUCAAUUUGUACCUAAGAAUUAUGCUGUAAAUUUCGUUCAACAUAAUCGAUUUAAAUUAGAACAAACCGAUCAUCCACAAAAGAAACAUCAUGAAAAUGGAGAUUCUUCUCAAAAGUCAAAGAUUAUGAAGAAGGCUACAGAUGACUAUCAUUUUGACAAAUUCAAAAAGCAAUUUCGUCGUCACUGAUGCGUACACUUGUCACUUACUUAUUACUUUUAAAUGUACAUGUACACUCAAUUAAACAUAAUACAAAUUAUUCAUCAUUAGAUUUUAUUGAUUUAUUUUUAUUCCAAUUAAUUACAAAGUAUUGAUGAACAUUGAAUGAGAUAUA
Molecule: messenger RNA, 1682 nt
Organism: Clunio marinus
Lineage: Eukaryota; Metazoa; Arthropoda; Insecta; Diptera; Chironomidae
Source: the annotation of a GenBank genome assembly